This is a messenger RNA of Rangifer tarandus platyrhynchus (Svalbard reindeer), 420 nucleotides long. Lineage: Eukaryota; Metazoa; Chordata; Mammalia; Artiodactyla; Cervidae. The record is from the annotation of a GenBank genome assembly.
AUGACCCGGGGAGUGCCUGAGCCUUCCAGUUCCUGGGAACACAAUGGCAUGACCUUGAGUACUGCUGACCAGAGUGGGAUCCCCACAGCUGCCACAGGAGCCAGAGAUCCUGUCUGGAGCUCAGAACCCAAGGGGGCAGUGCUGGAAUGCAUUGCCACAGGCCACCCUCAGCCACUGGUCUGGAGCUACCUGGGUGGCUGCUCCAUCAGCGUAGGGGGCAUCCAAGUCCUGGGCCCUGGGAACCUCAUGAUCUCCGAAGUGUUGGUCCAGCACUCCAGAGUCUACGUCUGCGCAGUCAGUCAAUCAGCUCGGAACUCAGAUCCGACGAUAGCACAGAGCAUCCUGUUUGUGCAGGGUGAACCCCAAGGGCCAGCUAGGGAGUGUCCUGGGUCACCUCACCCUCCACGGGAACCUGGAUGA